AAAGUCCCGGAAUCCAGCAUGGAGACCGUGGAACAGCUCGUCACGUUUAACCACAUCCACGUCGAGUUAAACGGAGGUGCUCCAUGGGGAUUCACGUUGAAAGGAGGACUGGAGCACGGAGAGCCGCUCAUCGUUACUAAAAUAGAGGAAGGAGGGAAGGCAGCCGAGUGUAAGAAGUUGAGAGUGGGUGACGAACUGGUCAACAUCAACGGCUCUGCACUCUACGGCUCACGCCAGGAAGCUCUUAUUCUCAUCAAAGGUUCCUACAGGGUCCUCAAGAUUGUUGUUCGCAGACGCUCCGUCCCACUGUUCCGGCCUCAAUCCUGGCACCUGCUGAAGUCAUCUGAAGCACCCUCCGUGCCAGGUCCAGUAAGCGGUCCGGACGGCCCUCCGGCCAUGCAGCUCCACCCCACUCCCUUCAGUGUACCUUGGCACUCAGGGGGUGACAGUGAGCUGUCUAUGCCAUUGGGCCAUCUUUCCCGGCACUACAGCACAGACCGUAGCAGUUCAGUGGGGAGUAUGGAGAGUCUGGAGAACCCUCCAAAUCAGGGUUACUACGACAGCCAGCUUUCUCCAAUUGAUCCUGCCAUCUUUAACAAUAAGCGUGACUCUGCUUAUAGUUCCUUCUCUGCCAGCUCGAACACAUCUGACUACACAGUAUCCCUACGCCCUGAAGAGAAUAGCUCCAUGGACAGCCUCUUGCAAGGCUUUGGUCCCUCCUGUAGGUUUCCCGAGGGUCGCCCACACUCAGUGACCAGUGGUCCAGGAGAAAUGCAUUGUGAGGAGGGACUUAAGUCCAGGACUCUACCUUACAGGCCUGAAGGUAAAACACGUCCCUCAUCCUACGGUUACGAGGAAGAGAAAUGUGCACCCCCACCACCUCCCAUGAGGAAGGAGAGUUUCAGGGCCACUCGAACACAACCAGGAGUAACAGAUAAGCGCUGUGUCUCUGCUCCUGUUGGCAUUCCAAGUUUAAAUUGCACUAUUGAAGACCCACCUCAUGUACUAAAUGGCCGUGUUUGUUUGAAUGGUGCUCCAGAAAAUGACCAGGACUUGAAGGAUAAUAAAUCAGAGCCUUACUACGUAAAACAUCCUCAAAGAGACAUUUGUAAAAUUAUAAAAGACCCAUCAACAGAGCAAUGCCAAACUCUAGGCAGGUAUUCAACUAAAGCAGCAAAGAGUCCAGACAAUCAGCUCAACCAUUUUGAGAACAACCACCAGUCUAGGAUGCACAGACAUAGUGCCCCUGAAAAGCUACUUGCCUCUGAGUUAGGUAUGAUGGAACUUUCCAGUGACAAUAAGGAACACAUCAUAAGUCCUUCUAGCCAGUGGUCUAAUGCACUGCAUCCUAGGGAGGAGCUGACAGAAAACAGUUCGGAUGUUGUGGCUCAUGGUAAAUGGGGAGGAAGCAGGUGCUCUACCCCUGGUUCAGUGACCUAUUCAGAGCUGGGGGAGCAGGAUGAACCAAUAGACUCAAGCCAAAGACUCACUUCUGCACAUAAUUCCUGGGAAUGUUCCACCAGUGCACCAGGUGAAAAAAAUGCUGCACCCUCUAUAGACCCUCAAGUUCAGGAAAUAUGUUUUGGGACCAUUAGUUCUGCAUCCAGUAUGGACACUUUACUUGAAGAGAACCAGGAACAAGAAGAAAGCAGGGAAGAUGAAAGUGAGGUUUUGAAAGCCCCUCAGAAGCGGCACUUUCGCUCAUCAAAGUCACGCCGUCGCAAUGAACGUUUUGCCACAAACCUUCGCAAUGAGAUCCAGAGGCAGAAGGCUCAGCUACAUAAGUGCAAAGGCUCAGGAGGUCUACUCUGUGGUAGCGAAACAUUGGAGGAAGAGGAUUCUUCAAACAUCUAUAUGGAGGAAGCAUCCUCAUUUAAGCCUUCUUCAAUUAAUCAACACCAGGCACGAGCGCAUAACAGUCAAAACACCAGCUUCCAGAAUGUUGCCCCAACUCAGGUCAGAUCAUCAUUACCAGACAGAUUCUAUGGAUCAAAAGAUGUGGAAUCUUCAAGAAGCAAGACCGAAAACAUCCAUGUUUCACAGGAUGACACCCAUGGUGUCAAGUCAGUUGAGGUAUCCAGAUCUGUAAGUGUGCAAGUAGUUGAAGAGUUAGCUCCACCAGGUAAAGCCCGUCGCUGGCGUUGGACACCUGAACACAAACUGCAACCAGACACUGGAUCAAUUGAGAGGAAGAAGAGUGGUGAAGAAAAAAAACAGUCAUCUUGGAACUAUGGAACAACUAGAGGGAGAAUAGGGUCUACUGGUGGGCGCUCUAGUAGAGGAGAUGAUUGUGAUAUUCCACCUUUUGCAGACCGGAGGAAGUUCUUUGAGGAAACUAGCAAAAACCUGAGUCAGUCCGUGACCAACUUGGCUGGUUUGACGAGUCACCGCCAGAGACCAGAAAGGCCAGCGAGGAAGAAUGAGCUGUCUACGUCUGAGCCCAUUGAGUCGGUCUCUAAUCUUGGAUGCAGGAGAUUCUCAUACCAGGGUGGAGUUCAUGAUGUAGGCUCAACCGGUUCGCUUGAGACUCGAAGGCAGUUGGUUAAUGCACAUCACGAGAUUGACAGAGAAAGAGAAAAAACACUGGAGAGAGAACAAGUAAAGGAGAGAGAGCAAGAGGGUGAGAGAACACAGGAAAGAAAGCAAGAUAUACCCAAUGAACAGGAGAGGGUACAGGCAUGGACAAUGGCGCAAAAGCAGGACGAAGAAAGGGAGCAAGAAAGGUUGAGAAAAAAAAAUGAAAGAGAAUCUCAGAGAGUGCAACAGGUGGAGAGAGACUGGGAUAACAAUAGAGAGAACAUCUAUGCUGGACAUGACCUCAAAAAUAUCACAGUACUGCCACCUUUGCCUCAUGAAACCCAUCAAAAACAACCCUUCAUCUCUCAGAAUCUAUCCCACCAUAAUUAUAAUUCAGACAAUUCCAAUAUCAAGCACAACGCUGAUAUCCCAAAGCCAUGCUCAGCCUUCCGACCUGUAACUAGCCAGCAGUAUCAAUCAACCCAGUAUUUUCGACACCCUGGAUUCCAGACCAGGAGCUGCACCCCAACAGAGGUUUAUCCUGUACAGAAACUGGAACAAACAAAACUCAACAGGAAGUUCAGCCUAACUGAGAGGGAUUAUGUUCAAUGUAGAUGUGACUGCAGACAGGAAGACCUCUCUGUGGGUUGGGGCAUUCAGGGUCAGCGCAACAACAGACUACCUGCAGGCAACAAUGAGAAGGAGGCGUUUAUGUUAUCACCACUCAGAAACCGUGCAAUGUCGGAAAACGAUAUCCGGAUAGAUACCCAGUCUCUUCAUAGCCAUGUUGCUGCUGCUAGCACUACCAGAAUGUCUUCGUCUGUCCUCAAAGAACUGGAUGAAAACGUUGUACCUGUUGAUGGGCCAAAGAAGAAAAAAGGUCCUGCUCCUCCUCGUCCACCUCCUCCCAAAUGGGAGCAGUUUCAUAAGAGAAGAGCAUCACAUCACAAUCUCUUCUCCUCCCAGUCUGCAUUUUCUUCUCAGGUGCAAGUGUAUACCCCCGGUCCCCCUACUGUUUCUGAAAUGGCACGUCAGCGCUCCUACAGUCUUCCUCCAAGAGAUGGGACAGAAAGUCACCAACAGGGCUACCAAACGUGUCCACCAGCUCCUGCCUUUAAUCACAGCGCUUUCAAACCGGUGACUCCGCCUUCAAAAGAACAAGAGACUAACAGAUCUCAACACUAUGAUGUGAACAGUAGGACAGACAUUCCCUCACCUUCCACUGAGAACAGCUCAAGAUUGUCAGACCAGAGUCUAACAGAUCAGCACAGACCAGCUGUAUUAAAGCCAGUCAUCCAUAAACAUAAAGCGGAGUGGGACCUCACCUCCCCUCACAACUACACAGUGACCACCACUUCCAGAAAGUCACCAGGACCUGCCCCGUCAUUAGAGAAUGGUUCUUGCACUGUCCUUGCUUCUCCUCAGUCCUGCUUCUCCAUAAACAACAAUCACCAACAGCACUUACAGAAUCGGUCUCAGCAAACGAGCAUUUCUGACGCAUCCUUAAAGAAUCUGGAAACUUCUGGUCAAUGUUCACCUCCCAGCAACGAUCAGAUGUUGCCCUUUGAGACCGAUAUUGAUGAGAUCCACGAAAACCAAGCUGCUUCAGAGGAGCAGCAGAAGCAGACAGAAGAAAGGGCAGAGAUGCAGUGUUACGCUCAGCCAGUGACUGUGCUGGAAACUGACAUUGACACUGUGACUGUAGAGACAACUUCAUUAACAGGAAUGAGGAGAGGGCAGAGGGCAUCUGUUGUGGAUUCUUUGUUGGAAGAGAAUUGUGGUAGAGCCCGGAAGGAACUUAUGGGAGAGUUGUUCCCUCAGUACGCACAAGCAAAGACUGGGGCAGAGGGUUGGAGAGGAGGCUACCCAGUGAGUGGAGACACCCUAGAGAGGUCCUCUAGACAGAGCUCAUUAGCAUUACAAGACCCAGCCUCCGCCAGCUACAAAGCUCAACUCCUCAAUAAGAUGCCAAACUUCUCUAAUGUAAAGGAGGAGGAUGAAGAGCUCAAUUACAAGAAGCAGUUGAUGGAAAGCUUGCGUAAGAAGCUGGGUGUGUUGCGUGAAGCUCAACGGGGCCUGCAGGAGGAUAUCAGAGCCAACGCUCAGCUGGGUGAGGAGGUGGAAAGUCUAGUGCUGGCAGUCUGCAAACCGAAUGAAGUGGAUAAGUUCCGCAUGUUCAUCGGGGACCUGGAUAAAGUGACCAGUCUGCUGCUAUCGCUCUCGGGCAGGCUGCUUAGGGUGGAGAGUGCUCUUGAGUGCCUGGACCCAGAAUCUUGCCACCGUGAGAGGCUCCCCCUAAUGGAGAAGAAGAAGCAGCUCUUGGAGCAGCUGGCUGAGGCUCAGGAGCUGAAGGAGCAUGUGGACAGGCGAGAGGAAGCCGUGGGCAGAGUCCUGGGUCGCUGUCUGACCCCGGAGCAGCUGAGGGACUACAGUCAUUUUGUGAAGAUGAAGGCAGCACUGCUGGUAGAACAGCGGCAGCUGGAUGACAAGAUCCGUCUCGGCGAGGAGCAGCUCAACGGUCUGAAGGAGAGUCUCGGGAUGGGAUUUUGUCCUUAUUGAAGGCGGGAAACGAGGGAAGCGGAGCAGGUCGUUUAAUGUGUGCAUGGACGAUGAACAUGGAUGCAUGGAUGUCUUUUGUUUAAGUGCUUGGCGCCGUGUAUCCAUUCACACUGAAGCACUACCUGAUCGAGCAUUUAAUUACUUCAGAAUCAGACCUAAGCCUCACCGCAAUGUGUGGGCAUCUUCUACCAUCAACUGAGAGACUGUUCAUGCACUGCUAUUUAUUUAUUUAUCCCUCUCUGUCUCUGUCUCUCAGCUAAAUCUGAAAACGUUCAGUGCCAUGUUGGAUUCUCUUCACUGAGAUUUGAGCGAACUGAGAGCUAAUAUGCAUAUUGAUACAACGCAAAAUUCAACGAAACACUAUUUACUCCUGAAAACAUGCAGAAGAGAGUGUUCUUAAUGGCUGUAAAUUUGCCAUACCGACGGUGACCCUGACCGUGACCCUGAGCGUAAAAAAGCUCUGCACUCUCGGUUAAAUCUUCCUUAACAAUGCAUUUACGUUCUCUAGCGGCUUUAUUCUGGCCAGGGUCGCAGUGGCACCUGCACAAGCUGAAAAAACUGGAUACAAUUAGUGAAAGAACGUUAUCUCUGAUGUGCCGAGUAGAGAUGUUUUGCUGCAGUAGUAAAGCAACACUGAUAUUCCACCAUCGCCAUAUUGAAAGUAAUAUGGACGUUUAAAUGAGGUGGAGACUUCAGUCUGGUUUUGUUGUUGUUGGAGAAACGUGUCUGCACUUCUUUUUCCAUUAUUAGUUCAUUCCUCCGUUCAGAUAAUUCAUGUCUUCAUUAAGAGCAUAACAUACUCUUUAUUUUUAUUAUUGGGUGCUUUACUGUAACUGUCAAUCUAUUUGUUGCCAAAGAUUUGUCUUUUAAUGAAAGGACAGAAACAUGGUGCUUGUUGUUGAAACAUGCAGUAACUGAUCUCUUGAUGUCUGCAUGGUGCAGAAAGAUCUUUAGCUGUGUAAAUUCACUACAGCAAUUCGUAUAUUGUUAAUAAUUAUUCACGUUGCCAGUGUUAUAAAGGCCAUGUGUAAUAUAAUGUAUUUUCUGACUGUAAUAUGUUAAACUGCUUAAUCAUUUAAUCCUCAGAGAGAGUGAAGAUCUCUAGAGGAAAUAAUGCUGCUUUAUUAAACAUUUAAUGCCCUUAGUGUUUAAAAAAGCAUUUUCGUUUCAGCCAACAAUAUAUUGAAUAAUAUAUUGAUUUUUUUAUUAUUAUUUUUUAUUUUGGAUUUUCUUUUAAGGGCUAUCAGCAUUUUUUACUAUGCCAAAAAACGAAUGUGUAUUUGUUGCAGCGUACUGACGUAUACUUUUCCACUGUAUAGAUAGUCUUUUUCUGUACUCUUUAUAUUGUUGUAUUAUACCUUCAUAAAUAACUUCAGCCGGAAAAUGUAAGAAAAUAUUUGGUUGAGCUAUAACUGAGUCCCUCAGUUUUUGUAUUGAAAAUUAA
Molecule: messenger RNA, 6520 nt
Organism: Trichomycterus rosablanca
Lineage: Eukaryota; Metazoa; Chordata; Actinopteri; Siluriformes; Trichomycteridae
Gene: shroom4
Product: shroom family member 4
Exons: 10
Coding region: 19-5076 (1685 amino acids)
Biological process (GO): actin filament organization
Cellular component (GO): adherens junction; apical plasma membrane; apical junction complex
Molecular function (GO): actin filament binding
Source: RefSeq, a predicted model, not a curated record